Hydra vulgaris (swiftwater hydra) is the source of this 510-nucleotide messenger RNA. RefSeq lists its product as uncharacterized. The record is from RefSeq and is a predicted model, not a curated record. NCBI's taxonomy places the organism in Eukaryota, Metazoa, Cnidaria, Hydrozoa, Anthoathecata, Hydridae.
AUGCAUGAUCCAGAACAAAAUAUAAGAGUAAACAUUAAACCCACAAAUUGCGAACGAGAUUUAGGCGUUCAAAGAGAUUCAAACUUGUUAUUUUCAAAACACACAACUAUUCAAGUUAACAAAGCAACACAAAUAAUAGGAAUAAUAAAAAGAACAUUUACAUUUUAUCAAGAUUUAUCAUGCUUCAAAAAACUAUUUACAGCUCUAGUCCGUCCGCACAUAGAAUACUGUGGAACAGUUUGUAACCCUGUACUUCACAAAGACAAACGACAAUUAGAAAGUGUUUUAAGAAGAGCUUCAAAAAGAAUUAAAGAGUUAUAUGACCAAUCAUAUAAACAAAGAUUAUUGGCCCUAAAUAUGACAACUGUUAAAUAUAGGCUACUUCGCGCAGAUCUAAUUAACGUUUAUAGAUGGUGCAAAGAAAACAAUGGUGAUAGAAGUCUGUUUGAAAUUGAUAGCCAAUUUAUUACUCGUGGUCAUAUCUAUAAACUAAAAAAACAUUCUUUCUGA